UCUACAAAGAAGUUCACCAACCAAACAUCGAAAGUUUAGAAAAAGUCCACAAGAAAAUCCUCCAAAAGUACCAAAAGUUCAGAAUAAAGCUCACUUAUUAAACAUUGAAAAACUAAAGGAAGAUUUGCAGGAAAAUUCGCCGAAAGUUCAUCUAACAAAUGUCGAAAAAAAAAAGACCACAGUAAAAUUCAUCAAAAAUUUGGAGGAAGGCUCAACAAAACUUUACCUAUCAAAUGUUGAAAAACUGGAGGAAAAGUUCAGAGGAAAGUCCAUAAUAAUUCGUCUACCAAACAUCGAAAAACUAAAGGAAAGUUCACAAGAAAAUCUCUAA
Ambispora leptoticha is the source of this 331-nucleotide messenger RNA. The record is from the annotation of a GenBank genome assembly. Lineage: Eukaryota; Fungi; Glomeromycota; Glomeromycetes; Archaeosporales; Ambisporaceae.